GUGUAUUCGUGCACGCAUGAAUGCAAGCAAACACAUCGAUCGUAUUCAUUGAUACAAUAUUUUCUAAAUUAAGUUCAAGAACGCAGUGAUCUCCCACUGUUUUCCAGUUGUUCACGGCUGUUUUUCAAGACAGUUAGGUCUGCAGCCCAGUUAAAGUCUGCACGAGGGCGUAGGUGGGUUGGAAACCAUGCCAACGGUGGUCCUGAUGGAUGCCUCGCUCUCCAUGACACGCCCAGUGUCACUGGAGGGCAGCGAGGACUUUCAGAGAAAGAAUCUAGCAGUGCAUGGACUCACCAUGCUGUUUGAACACAUGGCCACUAACUACAAACUGGAGUUCACAGCAUUGGUGGCCUUCUCAUCUCUAUGGGAGCUGAUGGUGCCUUUUACCAGAGACUACAACACUCUUCAGGAGACCCUGAAUAACUUGGAGGACUUUGAUAAGACAUGCUUAGAAGCUGCCUUGCAGGGGGUCAGCAAUGUCAUGCAGCAGGAGUGGGGAAGUGGCUGUCCUUGUCAGGUGGUGCUGGUGACCGAUGGAUCGCUGGGUAUCGGCAGGGGUUCUCUGCGCCACUCCCUGCAGACGCUGAAGCAGCGUGCGGACGACAAGAAGUUCCCCCUGCCUUUCCCUUUCCCCUCCAAGCUCUUCAUCAUGUGCAUUGCCAACGCAGAGGAGCUCCAGGAAACCGAUGCCAUGGACAACCUGGAGCAGCUGAUCAGCCUCAACGAAGGAGAUGGACAGAUCUUCACCAUGGAGGGCCCACUCUGUCUAAAGAGUGUCCAGUCCAUGUUCGGGAAGUUGAUUGACCAGGCAUACUCUCCGUUCCAUGCAGUGUUGCAUUGUGGGAACCUGUCCUCUGACGUGCAGGUGUUCCCCCGGCCAGAGCCCAUGAUUUUGGAUGAGGAGGUGGACCCCAUCCCCAAGGCAGUGCAGACAGACUUGGAAAUCGUCGGCUUCAUAGAGAUCGGAGACAUCGCCAGCCCUCCAGUCAUCUCACGCCAUCUGGUUCUGCCCAUAGCUGUGAACAAAGAAGUUGAUGAAGUGGGCACAGGAAACACUGAUGACGUGGAUGAGGAAACCUCAGCCAAUCAAAUGGCUGGAAAGAGCCCAAACUUCUGUGUCCUCCUGCACGGCAGUCUGAAGGUGGAGGGGAUGGUGGCGCUCGUGCAGCUGGGGCCGGAGUGGUACGGCAUGCUGUACUCGCAGGCAGACAGCAAGAAGAAGUCCAACCUGAUGAUGUCUCUGUUUGAGCCGGGCCCGGACCCUCUGCCCUGGCUGGGGAAGAUGGCACAGCUGGGUCCCACCUCAGAUGCGGCCGAAAACCCAUACGGUGAGGACGACAGCAAGAGUCCCUUCCCCUUGCAGCCCAAAACCAAACGCAGCUACGCCCAGAACGUGACCGUCUGGAUCAAAGCCAGUGGCCUGCAGACAGAUGUGCAGAAGAUCCUCAGAAAUGCACGCAAGUUACCCGAGAAAACACAGACUUUCUACAAGGAGCUGAACCGGCUGCGGAAGGCGGCUCUGGCCUUUGGCUUCUGGGAGCUGCUGAAGGGCGUGGCCGAGCUCCUGGAGAGGGAGUGCACCAUGCUGCCCGACUCCGCCCACCCCGACGCGGCCUUCCAGCUGUCCCACGCGGCCCAGCAGCUGCGGCUGGCCAGCACCGGAGACUCCCAGCAGGCCGCCUUCGACCACAACAUCACGCCCAUGCUCACCGACUUCUCCAGCGGAGGGGACAGGAUGUAGGGGAGGAGGUGAUGGGGCUGGGGCUUCUCUCUCCGAGCAUGCCCAGAUUAAGACCCCUCCCCUCAGGCUUUGACUCCAUCAGUACCCACAUGUGCGCCGACUUUGACUCCGGAGGGUUGUGGAUGAGGAUGGUGGGAGAGAGGACAAUAAAGGAAAGGGGAAUUUCUUAACAGAACAUGCCCAGAUGAGCUCCACCAACCUCCUCCUAUGGGGAGAGCCAGAUUACGUACCACGGUCAUCUCUCUCCCUCACUUUGAGCAUGCCCAGUGCUCUCCUUCUCUCUCUGAGUAUGCCCAAUGCUCUUCCUCUCCUUCUCUCUCUGAGCAUGCCCGAUGCUCUUCCUCUCCUUAUCUCACUGAGCAUGCCCAGUGCUCUUCCUCUCCUCUCUCUGAGCAUGCCCAGUGUUCUUCCUCUCCUUAUCUCACUGAGCAUGCCCAGUGCUCUCCCUCUCCUUAUCUCACUGAGCAUGCCCAGUGCUCUUCCUCUCCUUCUCCCACUGAGCAUGCCCAGUGCUGCCCUUGCCUGAGAACAUGCCCUGUGGGGCAUCUUGACCUCUUGAUCCACCUCAGGAGCUGGAGAGACGGUGUUUGUCAUUCGCCAUCUCUCUGAGAAUGCAGACUGACCUCUGGGGGCCGCCUGGGGCUCAGCUCAUAUGUUGUCUGUCAACAACAUCAAACAGCAACAGUCUGAUCAUUGCCUCAAUUGGGGCAGAAGGAGAGAACUUUGAAGUGUGCUUGACAUUAACUUGAGAUAUCCUCUUUAAAACAAAUAUUUUUUAUGACACACACACACACUUCCCAGCUUGUCAUUCUGUGCCAAGGAUUUUUAAAGUCGUGCCAGAGAUUUGUAUAUAACAUUUUUUAGAAAAUAAAACAAAAAAGCUCUAAAUAAAAAGAUG
This is a messenger RNA of Sardina pilchardus (European sardine), 2639 nucleotides long. It is a transcript of the gene ints14, whose product is annotated as integrator complex subunit 14. The transcript has 12 exons. Bases 188 to 1741 code for a protein of 517 amino acids. NCBI's taxonomy places the organism in Eukaryota, Metazoa, Chordata, Actinopteri, Clupeiformes, Clupeidae. The record is from RefSeq and is a predicted model, not a curated record. Gene Ontology annotation, biological process: snRNA 3'-end processing. Gene Ontology annotation, cellular component: integrator complex.